Molecule: messenger RNA, 1144 nt
Organism: Camponotus floridanus (Florida carpenter ant)
Lineage: Eukaryota; Metazoa; Arthropoda; Insecta; Hymenoptera; Formicidae
Product: malectin-A
Exons: 4
Coding region: 257-1045 (262 amino acids)
Cellular component (GO): membrane
Molecular function (GO): carbohydrate binding
Source: RefSeq, a predicted model, not a curated record
CUCAUCACACAUAUGGCCGCGUGUCAGCUGCGUAUCAAUAUUUUCCCGCAAGCUCGGCAGAUACGAUUCGACGUGCCGUUUGGGUGCUGCACACGAUAUAAGGAUCGACGCGAUUGCGACUCGAUGCGAUCCCGGUCAGCGAGGAAUAGGGACGACGACCACGAAGAGAAGGACGGAUCCUGAAGGACGAGUUAUGAGCACCUCGUGCUCGCCGAGCCGGAUUUUCUCGCGCUGCGAAUGACACGCCUGUCGUAAGAUGCGAUCGCUGCCGCUGCUGCUGCUGCUCGGUGUGUCCCGGAUUCCCGGGUCGCGCUGCCUCGAGGUGAUAUACGCGAUAAACGCAGGUGGCGAGUCGCACACGGACAGUUACGGGAUACGUUACUCCAAGGACCCUCUCAUGAGCAAGGUUGGCACGGCGUCCGAUUACGGUAAACAGCUGAUCAUAGGACGCGUCAACAACGUGGACCAGAUCCUGUAUCAGACCGAGCGUUACCAUCACAACACCUUCGGAUACGAUGUGCCGAUCAGUCAGGACGGCGAUUACGUCAUGAUACUCAAGUUCUGCGAGGUUUACUUCAACUCGCCGAAUAUGAAGGUCUUUGAUGUUGUCCUGAACGGCGAUCACACCGUGGUCACUGAUUUGGACAUCUUCGAGAGGGUCGGCCGAGGCGUUGCGCACGACGAAUAUGUCCCGUUCAGGGUACAGGGUGGAAAAUUGAUUUACAAUGAUGAGGAAUCAGACAUCUUGGCAGGAAAGAUAAGAGUAGAAUUUAUAAAGGGUUAUAGAGACAAUCCUAAGAUAAAUGCCAUAGCUGUUGUGAAAGGAACUUUGGAAGACAUACCACAGUUGGGACCGAUACCGCAGGAUCCGGAGGAAUAUCACAGCAUGCAGGAAGAGGAGGAAGAAACUCCUGUGCGUAGUCGACACACAAGUGGGCCUAGGACACCCGAUCCAUACUCGAUAGAUGAUUCUUCUGUAAUGUUACCUGUUUUCGUAGCCAUCGGUGCUUUUAUUCCCUUAUUAUUCUGCCUGUGUAAAUUAUAAACAAACGCACACGUGCAUAGAAAUGCCUUGUACUUAAGAGUAACAGUGUUUCCGAUUUCGGCUCGCUCGAUCCAUGAGAUAAUGUUUAAAUAUGUAAAU